Messenger RNA from Daldinia caldariorum, 768 nucleotides. RefSeq names its product mediator complex, subunit Med8. NCBI's taxonomy places the organism in Eukaryota, Fungi, Ascomycota, Sordariomycetes, Xylariales, Hypoxylaceae. The record is from RefSeq and is a predicted model, not a curated record. Gene Ontology annotation, molecular function: transcription coregulator activity; RNA polymerase II cis-regulatory region sequence-specific DNA binding. Bases 1 to 768 code for a protein of 255 amino acids. Gene Ontology annotation, cellular component: mediator complex; core mediator complex. Gene Ontology annotation, biological process: regulation of transcription by RNA polymerase II. The transcript is spliced from 2 exons.
AUGGCGUCGCUUAACCUUACCCAAGAUGAGUUCAGAGCUAUCGAACAGACCCGGCAACGGCUCUCGCAGAUAUCUAGUAGCAUCGCGAGUCUCAAGUCCGACGUCUUCCUCAGCAACCCGCUGCCCAACUUAGAGUCUCUUCAAACCCACACAGAAGUCAUCCAGAGCAUGAUACAAAGCUUGAUCAGCGUCACAUCACCCGCCGCCGAGACCUUCAGCCGCAUCGCCGUACAUCCCUCGACGAACUUCCCCGGCCGUACCCAGGAGAUGGUACUUCAGAGGCUGUUACGCAAAAAGCCGGAGCCGGACAUCGCGACGUCUAUGGACGAAGGGAGAAAUAUGGUCGCCGCCCUGACAUCCCAGCCGGCUUCUCAAGAUAUUACCACAGGAGCUAGUAGUCCCGGCGCUGCAAAGGGUCCGGAAGAAGAGUUGGAGAAGAUAUGGAACGCCGUGCGCGACUUCUGCGAGGAGCGGAUGCGAGACUACGUGUUAAACGAAGGCGACGACAUGUUUACGGAAGAGGAACGGGAGCGGGGUAUCGAGAACGUGCGAACGGGGCUCAGAAGGUCGCUCGAUGACGAAGAGGAGGAGGAAGACGAGGAUGAAGAAGGAGGAGGAGGGGCAAAUGAAGACCAGGAUGAUGAUGUUAUGAUCAUCGAUCGUCCACCUCCGCCUCCCGCACCUUCGGUUUCCACUCAAGAAGUCGAGGGUGCGGCGCUGGAAAACAUUAUGCGUUUCGCGGCAAGAGGAGAAAUUGUUACGCGGUAA